This is a messenger RNA of Dreissena polymorpha, 2676 nucleotides long. RefSeq names its product torsin-1A-like. The record is from RefSeq and is a predicted model, not a curated record. Gene Ontology annotation, molecular function: ATP binding; ATP hydrolysis activity. The transcript has 5 exons. Lineage: Eukaryota; Metazoa; Mollusca; Bivalvia; Myida; Dreissenidae. Bases 185 to 1813 code for a protein of 542 amino acids.
GCCAAGUACAACAAUAAGUUCCCAUCUCGAAAGCGGAAGCAUUUAAAACAUAUAUAAGUGUAUUAUAAUCUGAACAUUGUGCACUUUAGAAAAUACGACAGGAUUCGAGCAGCACUUACUUGAAAGUUUUAAUAAUUAAAUUGCUUCCAAGACAGUUACUGUACUUACAAGACCACAGACCAGGAUGGACCAAGAGGAAGCUAUGGAACUUUCUGGCGAGUCAAACUUGGUCUCUAACCUUCACAACUUCAGCUUUGAUGUCUCAUGGUCUACUGGUGCCAGGGAGGUGAGUCCACCAAUUGAGAGACGACGCUUCACCACAGUUCUCUCCCCUGCUAGAUUUGUUCCUCAUGUGGGGAGCCAUGUGGCAGGGCCAAGGGUUGUUCUGCAGGAAAGGCCUCUCAACUGCAGCACACCCACAGUCAAGGUUUCCCAGAAGGGUUGCUAUGGUUCCCAGCCAAGCCCAGUUGUCAUGGCCAGUGCUGACUUCUCUCCCAUGGAGGUAGACAAGGAGAACAGCUACGUCAGUGAGCGUGAACCUGGGACAAAGCUGAGGAAAAGACACAGUGACUUUGGUGUGUCGUACAGCAGUGCCAAGUCAGAGAGCCCUGAGAGGGGGAAGCCCAGGCGCUCCAUGCUGGUGAUACCCGAGCAGGGCGCCCCUUACAGGGAGCCAGCCCCUACAGGCCCCCCUGCCUCAAGCACCAGCCCCUUGGAGGACUCUGUGUUCCAUGGUGACCAGGGCAACAUUAGAAAGCUGAACCCUUCCAAACCACAGACAGUGAAGUCCAGGCCAACCAAAUUGAGCAGGUCCCAUGCAAGUACAUCCAGUUUAUCAUCCAGCUUCCUUGAGGGUAAUAAGCGGUCAUCAACACUGGCUCUUCUGAUGGCUAUUCUGUUAAUUUCAGCUGGACUCGCAGCCUACUAUUAUUCUAAUUUAGAGAGUUGUGAGAUUUUUGACAUGGAUCUUGUCAAGCUGAGACACAAGCUGGAAGAUAAUGUGUUUGGUCAGCAUAUUGCAGUUAAAACUAUCCUCGAUACACUGGAGACAUUCAAACAUGAGGUGAACACUGGCAGGGGCCAACAGAGUCUAGUCAUGUCUUUUCAUGGAUGGACAGGAAUUGGGAAAAACUAUGUGAGCAGGUUUAUUGCUGAAGCAUUCUUUCAUUCUAAAGUGUCCUUAUUUAUAGCACCACUGCAUUUUGUUCGCUUGACUGAUAAUUUAGAAGGAAAGGACACAUUAAAAAAGUGGAUUAUUGGGAAUAUUACAUACUGUGGUGUAAGUGUCCUAAUAUUUGAUGAGAUUGAUAAAGCUGCACCAAGCCACCUGCAAGCUAUUCUAGAAGUCUUAGUUAAUUUAAGAAGCAAUGUUGGUGCACCUGCAGACGUUAGCAAGCAACAUUCCAGCCCUAAGAGUAGUUCUGUUCCUGUGUUUUUGUUUCUGAGUAAUUCCAAGGCCAGUCAGAUUAACAGCUACUUGUUUUCACAGAUGGUGUUGGAACGUCAGAGAGACUUGAUAAGAAAAGCUGAAUUUGAUGAUAUAUUUGAAGGCAGCCAUGCUGAAUGGUUUAAUGAGUUCCGUUCAGCAGGCCUUAUAGACAGCUACGUGCCAUUCCUGCCCCUGGCAGAGGGACAUGUGAAGCAGUGCAUUGAGAGAGACUUCAUUGCAAAGGGACGCGACCCAACCCACGAACUGGUCACUUCUGUUAUGGAAGAGUUGUCAUUCUUUGAAAUGGGCGGCAAGCAUGGCCAGAUAUCUCUGACUGGGUGCAAACGGGUCAGUGACAAAGUGGACUUACAUUUAGAAGAUUAACAAGCUCAUUAUGAACCAGUUUUUCAACAAAGUUGUUGAUCCUGGUGAUCCUGAAGAUUGGGGUAUGGCCGAUGGGCAGCGUCAACAAGUGGUUUCUGGUCACAGUUUGCAUUUCCCAUUACCCUUUAUUGAUGGAGCUUGAAUGAAGACCUAGCUUGGUGUUGUAUUUGGGGCUAGUUGGGUCAAAGUCACUGCUAAUAAAAAACGGUCUCUGCUCAAAUACUUUAUUUUGGAUGGGGAAAUUCUGCUGAAAUUGUGUGUAGGAAGCUUACAUGAAGACCAAGCUUUGGAUUGCAUUUGGGGCAAGUCUUGUCAAGGUCAGGGUCUUUGUUGUACAGGUUCUACAAUAGAAAAACUGUUUCCUCUCAAUAAUCGAGUUGUAUACGUGUAUUUUUUUAUUGUGUUUGUUGGAAGCUUACACACAGACCUAGUAUUUGAUUCCACAAUUAUUUAUAUUAAUUGAAUAGAAUAGCAAAAACGUUGAAAACCUCGUUUUGUGGAAUUGCCAUGUUUCUUGUGUAUGAUUUAAUGAAUGUAUCUAUUUAGGAGAAUGUUAUUACAUGUAUUUAAAUUGUGUAUACCUACUGCAGUAUUAUGAUUGUUGAUUUUGGAUAUUUUUGUUCUUCGUGGUAUUAAAUAUUAGACUUCAUAUAUGCUUGAAUUAUAGAAUUAUAAGGGGCAAUCUGUCUCUGCUUGUGUGCACUCUUAUGUGAGCUUUUCUUCCUAAAUUGUGCAUGUGAUUUUUGUCAACCUUACAGAAUCAUUAUCACUAAGUGUUACAGCAGCAUAUUGUGAAGCUUUAGCUAUUGAAUUGUUUUAACUUAAUUGAGCACAUAGGGCAUAUUAGAGGAUACUCUGUUGUC